Molecule: messenger RNA, 1308 nt
Organism: Anoplopoma fimbria (sablefish)
Lineage: Eukaryota; Metazoa; Chordata; Actinopteri; Perciformes; Anoplopomatidae
Source: RefSeq, a predicted model, not a curated record
AUGAAGAUACUGCCGUACCUGGAUGAUUGGAUUAUUUGUGCGCCAUCUCAACUUCAGGCGGCACAGGACACAGCUCGCUUUCUCUCUCACGUGGCCCGGCUGGGCCUCAGGGUGAACAUGGAGAAGAGCUCUCUGAGCCCCUCUCAGCGCAUAACCUUCAUUGGUAUGGCCCUGGAUGCAGCCACCAUGAGUGCCUGCCCAUCGCUCCAGUGCGUGGACGACAUCCUCCACAGCCUUCCCCUCUUCCUAAGGGGCAGGCGGCUGCCCUACAUCCUCUUUCUUGGUCUCUUGGGCAAAUUGACAGCUGCCUCAGCUGUCGCCUUGGGCUUGCUGUCACUGCGCCCCCUGCAGAUAUGGCUGAACAGCCUUCACUUGGAUUCCAAGUGGCACAGGCACAGGACAAUAGGGGUAUCGCAGCAGUGCCUUCUUGCUCUAUCCCCGUGGAGGGAGAGGGCAUAUCUGUUAAAGGGUGUCCCCAUGGGUUCCGUUCCAUUCCGCCGGGAGGUUGUCACAACAGAUGCCUGCCUCUCAGGGUGGGGUGCAGUGUGGCAGAACAGGACUGCUCAGGGGCAGUGGACUGCUCAGGACAUCAUGGAGCAUAUCAAUGUUCUAGAGCUACGGGCUGUGCACCUAGCGCUUAAACACUUCCUUCCCUACUUGAGAGGGAAGCACAUGCUCGUCAGGUCAGACAACACCUCAACCAUGUUUCACACAAACCAUCAGGGAGGCACCAAAUCUGCAAAGUUGCUACGGGUGUCCCGAGCUCUUCUGACUUGGGCGGCCACUCGCCUGACCAGUUUACAGGCAAUGUAUCUGCCAGGGGAACAGAACCAGGUCGUGGAUUUCCUCUCCCGUCACAAACCUCCACCGGGGGAGUGGCAGCUUCAUCCAGAGGUGGUAUGCAGCAUCUGGGGUCUCUUUGGCAGGGCAGAGGUAGAUCUCUUUGCCUCAGAGAUGUCAACCCACUGCCCACUCUGGUUCUCCCUGAUGGAGAAGACCAGUCCUCUGGGCCAAGAUGCCCUGGCUCACAGAUGGCCAGAGGGUCUUCUUUAUGCAUUUCCACCAUUUCCUCUGAUCUUACCAACACUUCUCAGAGUACUUCAACAGGGUCACAGACUUCUGCUGGUGGCCCCCUUAUGGCCAGCCAGGACUUGGUUCUCCCUGCUACACAGACUCUGUCACAGGACACCCUGGCGCCUCCCCAACAGAAGAGACCUCCUGUCUCAGCUAGAGGGUCGGAUCUGGCAUCCCGAUCCCAGCCGCCUUCAACUGUGGGUCUGGCCGAUGGAGGGCACGACCCCCUGCUGA